This is a messenger RNA of Electrophorus electricus (electric eel), 3070 nucleotides long. NCBI's taxonomy places the organism in Eukaryota, Metazoa, Chordata, Actinopteri, Gymnotiformes, Gymnotidae. The record is from RefSeq and is a predicted model, not a curated record.
AUUUGACUUUACUGUGGCAUUUGUUAUUAACAAAACAAAGUAUAUAUGGGUUUAGUCUAUGGUAAAACAGCAGUUUCUCCUCCCCUAGAUGCUUUCAUUGUGGUGUUUCCCAGGGGAGCUGUCAGGAAAGAGCUGUCUAAGCUCUGGUUAGCUGAGAAUGAAUCUGCAAGCCUCACACUGCCCUGUCAGUAAGGAGAGCGAGCAUGCCUCUCUCAUGGCUCAGAGCUCAGGAGAGGCUGCCCUGCGGUCUAAUGGGCGUCUUUAGGAAUAUCUGUGAUAGUAAACACAAUAUAAAUUAUGCGAGAGCUCAACAUAGUCACACUGCCAGGCAGGUUAGUUAAACCAAAACCCAAAACAGAUGCAGCGUGCAGAUCUGUAUUGUCUUGGUCACCACAGUAUGGAACAAGUUACCAACUAUGAUCAUGGGAGUACACAGUUUUGUUGGUGGAGCCCAGGAAGAGCAGCUGCUACCUCAGCUAAUGGGGAUCCAAAUAAAGACACGAAAAACAAAGAAAUUUCAGUAGUUAUAGGAAGUAAAGCUGUUCUGUAGAAUUCAGAAUUACAACUCAGACUGCAUAUUUUUGCAGGACACAGUUAUAUUGCUUUGCUGACAAAUAUGAAAGGAUGAUAUAAAAGUUGUUGUUUUGGAGCAGAACAGCAUCUAGUCUGGUAGGCUACUACUUCAACUACUCACUUCUUCAAGAGGUAUCCACAGUACUUCAGGGAAAACAAUGGCGCUGUCAAAGCUCAACCAAGCUACUAAGAGUUUCACCAAAGCACAGGAUUACAGAAAUGACAUCAUGCUGCUGAUGCAGCCCUAUGCUAACUGGGAGCAGUAUCUAUUGCCGGCACCCGUCUCCAUCGAUUUACUGGCUCAGCUGGUACGCAUUUCUGCUGCAGAUGACUUCUCCAUCAAUAAAAAUCCACCAAAAGACGGGUUCAAAUUCAUCAGAUACCCCAAUUCUUUUAGGGCCUGCCUCUUUCAAGUAUGUAAUGGUUGCUGGCAAGCCUUUAAUGUUGCUCACAAGAACAUGGACCAAAUUCGUAUGUACACCGGACAGGUUCCAGAGUACAUCAAAAACUCAGUUGGGCUCAUAAUACAGGAGGAUGAUGGUCUUGUCCAAGCCUUCUUACCAGCUGAGCUUCAGAACAUUGCGCACAUAUCAUCAGAAUGCUUAAACCUGGCCAUCAUGACUGAGAAACAAUUCUCAGAUAUCAUCAAGCUGAUGCAAGAACUGGUGGAGGCUUUGGUGAAUGCAAGACAGAGUCAUGAUGAGGAGAUGGAAGAAAUCAAGAAAAACAUUGAGAUAGCAAAGAUUAAACGGGCUGAAGCUAAGGAGGCAAGCGACAGGGCCGAGGCUGCUUUCAAUCUGGCUAAUGAAAGAUUAGCUGAGGACAGAAGGGCCUACCAGCAAGCAAUGAAAGAUUUGCCAAGUGGAUGGGGCCUUUUUGGCCUGAAGCUAAUAUCAAGUAUGUCAGAGCAAGCAAUAUCAAUAGCCUGUGCGUUUGCAACAGAAUUUCUUCCAGGACAAAUUAUCCAAACCUAUCUCCAAGCGGACACUAUUACACCAAAAGCCAUAACACAUGUGAUCAAAAACUGAAAAGGCACUCCUGAAAGCCACAGAAACAUGGCCACUGGAAUGAAGAGUAACGUGGAUGAAAUGUUGGCAACAAGUAACAUAUUUUCUAAAUCUAUAACAUUUCUACUAGUGGUUGAGAAAAUGGAAGAACUUUGCAAAGGUAAGGAAAUAAAUUGGCCUGAGGUGUAUGAUCAGGAGAAGCAAACGGUAAAGUCUGAUUACUUGGUGGGACUAUUUCAGCAAGUCAGCAGAGAUAUACAGCAAGAAGCUGAAUGCCCGAUUAAAUCCGAGGCACUAGGCAUCUGUGACAAGGGUAUCUCCACUUUAACAGAGCUAGGUAAAUAUGCUCCAGAGGGGAAAUGUGAUGAUGCCAAAACAGAGGAGCUUAUUAAAGCCAUUGACGAACUGAAUGUAAGGGCCAUGGCCUUUUAUUCCAAAAGCAAGUCUUUUACAAAUCAGCCAUCUUUCUUGACAGCACCCCCCAAGUCAAGUCAACAGCAAAUCUAUGACUCAGCAAAUACAGAUGUGGUCCAGAUGCACUUAAGACAAUCUCAUCUACGUCUACAAAUGGCUGAAACCCAGCUAAAAAUUGCAAAUGAACGGAACGAGAAGACUAUGGACAACUUGGAUCAGAAGAAAAAAGCUCUUGCUGAAAUUGUGAGUGAGCUGAAACAUUAUAAUCUCAAGGAGAUCGACUUCAACAAGAGAAUUGUGGUGCUAGCGAAAGGCCUGGAAAUCAUGGGGCAGGUGAAAGAACAGUGGGAGAAACUGGUGCACUUCUUUCAGAUCAUUUCAAACAUUGUUAAGACCACUCUUAGUGAAAAUCUUAAACAUUUUAAACAGACUGUUGAAAUAGCUGUAGAGAACAACUACACCUACAGCAUGUUUGUCAAAGACAAAAUCUACACUAAUGCUCUGAAUGCUUCUGCCUACGCCUAUUUGGUUAACAUGAUGUCUACCACUUACACUGAGGUGUCUGUCCAGUACCUGAUGAACAAUGUCAGUACUCUGGGAAGACUGAUGACCAUGGAUCCAAACUCACCUCAGUUCCUUGCAGAGAUUGACAAGUUAGGGAAGGAAUGCGAAUCUGCCCAAAAUGGUAUCAACAGCCUUGCAGCAAGAAACAGGAAGGAGUUUUACAACAGAUGCGAGGAAAGAAUAACUCAAAUCAAGACAAUCCUUACCGCAGCACUGGCCCCACUGAGUGAAAAGGACAAUCUCAAUCUGAAGAAGGCAAUAGAUGCAAUGAAGGAACCAAUUCAGAAGGUGGAGGAAGACAAACCAGCAACUGAGAUGAAGGCUAUAACUGAGGAUGAUGCUGACCAAUAUGCAUAACUUCAUAAUAGUGCAUUUAAUAGUGCAUUUUCCUAUACUUUUCUUUUCUUUUUUCUGUCAUUUUAAUGUAGUAUGUAUACAGUAUUACAUUUGACAAAAACAUGAUUAGAAGGUUUGACCUAAUUCCUGUCUGUUAAUUUAUUCUGAAUAAUCAA